CAGACGCACACAGACGCGUACACGCACCGACACACUCACACGGACGCAUCACCACACCGACACUGCCAUCACCGUCCGGUGCGAGACUACCCAUUUCUCGUUUCUGUCCUAUUUAUUUCAUUUCUCCUUUCCCGACCGUCUUCUUUUCCGCACACUUUUCGCACCACCGGCGACCACGCGUUUUCCGGCCACAGCCCCCGCCAAAUCGCGCACACAUUAGCAAACAACGCACAAGCAACCGCCCCUGAUUUCUUCAACAUGUCGUCCUGGCAAGAUUACGUCGACAAACAUUUACUGGCGUCCAGGUGCGUCACCAAAGCCGCGAUCGCCGGUCACGAUGGCAACGUGUGGGCCAAGUCCGAUGGAUUCGACGUAUCAAAAGAGGAAUUGAGUAAAAUUGCUCUGGGCUUUGAAAAUCAGGAUACAUUAACGUCUUCAGGCAUUACAUUGGCAAGUGUUCGUUAUAUUUAUUUAUCAGGCACUGACAAAGUUAUAAGAGCUAAACAAGGAAAAGUUGGAGCUCAUUGUGUGAAGACACAACAAACUAUUGUUGUAUCAUUAUAUGAAGAUCCGGUUCAACCACAACAGGCUGCUUUGGUAGUUGAAAAACUUGGAGAUCAUUUAGUUGCCCAUGGUUAUUAAAAAAAUUGCAACGAAAAUUAUAACACGGAGUUCAUCAA
Rhopalosiphum maidis (corn leaf aphid) is the source of this 680-nucleotide messenger RNA. RefSeq names its product profilin-like. Gene Ontology annotation, cellular component: cell cortex. The transcript has 4 exons. The record is from RefSeq and is a predicted model, not a curated record. Gene Ontology annotation, molecular function: actin monomer binding. Lineage: Eukaryota; Metazoa; Arthropoda; Insecta; Hemiptera; Aphididae. Bases 259 to 642 code for a protein of 127 amino acids.